AUGCACUACCAGCGCCUUGCUCUGCUCCCACAGCAGCUGCACAUUGUUAUUCAAGCAAGAUGCGCAUCAACCAGCUCAAGUCCCUUCCCCUUCCCUCCCCAUCCCGACCCGACGCCUCACCAGAUAUUUCACUUACCGUACAACGCGUCGCAACAGGAUAUCAAGGCUAGGUACUACGAACUUGUUCGGCAACACCACCCAGAUUCGCUCUCCUGUCGCGAUCUUCCCUCGUCAGACCGUCAGGCUCGUUUCCAGGCGAUAGCACAUGCAUAUGAUACGCUUCGAGGCAAGAACCUCCAGACGGGUACCCGAAGGGACUGGGGAGAGUAUGCAGACGAGUUGCAGCGAAGGAAGAGAAGAUGGGAUCGACAGCAAUCGGCAAGAUACAAUUAUGCUAACCCACCUAGAUACAAGUGGGAGUCGAAUGUCGACGACCGGUGGAAGGAUAAUAUGAUCUUGACUAUCGGAGUCGUGUCCCUGGUGCUAGGCAUCGCUCCUAGUCUCUUGAUGCUUCCUUUUUCAAUACAGAAAACGCGCCAAAAGCAUCUCGAGGCCGCGUCUGACUAUUCCAAAGUACGGACAGAGGCUGUAGAAGAAGGUGACGAACGAAGGCAGGGCAUGAAGAGGCACAUCAAGGAAAUGAAGACGGAGAAGGAUCCUACGAUAGAUAAGCCAUGCGUUAAUGCAUGA
This is a messenger RNA of Guyanagaster necrorhizus, 690 nucleotides long. RefSeq lists its product as uncharacterized. NCBI's taxonomy places the organism in Eukaryota, Fungi, Basidiomycota, Agaricomycetes, Agaricales, Physalacriaceae. The record is from RefSeq and is a predicted model, not a curated record. The transcript has 3 exons. The coding region runs from base 1 to 690 and encodes 229 amino acids.